Messenger RNA from Anolis carolinensis (green anole), 4209 nucleotides. It is a transcript of the gene cd44, whose product is annotated as CD44 molecule (IN blood group). Gene Ontology annotation, molecular function: cytokine receptor activity; hyaluronic acid binding. NCBI's taxonomy places the organism in Eukaryota, Metazoa, Chordata, Lepidosauria, Squamata, Anolidae. The transcript is spliced from 22 exons. Bases 212 to 3517 code for a protein of 1101 amino acids. Gene Ontology annotation, biological process: cell adhesion; positive regulation of ERK1 and ERK2 cascade; inflammatory response. The record is from RefSeq and is a predicted model, not a curated record. Gene Ontology annotation, cellular component: macrophage migration inhibitory factor receptor complex; basolateral plasma membrane; plasma membrane.
AAUAUGGGUGUGACUUCUCAUCUUCCUCCCCUCCCUCUUAUGUCACUCCUUCAGUUACUUUGAAUUGGAAUAAAAACUGCAGCAAACUUCAGAGGCUGGCUCUCUGAGCAGACUUGACAAGACCUGGGACCUCCCCCACCCCUCGUCUCUCCUUUGUAUAGGCUGCGAGGAGAACUCCUUGCCUUUUGCACAUUAACCCGAGGAGCAAACAAUGGCCAAGUUCUGGUUGUGUGCAGCUGUUGGACUUUACUUGUUGCAGCUUUGCUCAGCCCAGAUAGGUUUGAAUAUAAGUUGUAGAUAUGCAGGGGUUUUCCAUGUUGAGAAAAAUCAUCGCUACAGCCUCACAAGAGAAGAUGCCAUUGCACUUUGCAAAGCCCUCAACAGCACCAUCCCAACCUUAGAGCAGAUGAGGAAGGCAUACAACCUUGGGUUUGAAACCUGCAGAUACGGUUAUAUAGAAGACAAAGUUGUAGUUCCACGGCAUACUCCUUAUCAUCUUUGUGCAGCUAAUACUACUGGGAUUUAUAUACUUUCUACUAAUGGAUCUGAACGAUAUGAUACAUAUUGCUUCAAUUCAUCAGAGACAAGAGAUAAAGUCUGUGACCCAGUGAUAAAGUUAUAUUCUGUUUGGCCUAAUAAUGGAAGUACAAUAGAAAUUUUCAAUGCAGAUGGAUCACGCUAUAUUGAGGGACAGAAGUUCACAGAACGGCCAUCAGUUACUGAUGAUGAAAUUACUGCAGGCAGUGGUUCAGCAAAUGACAGACCAACAACAGAUUCCAGUUUCAUCAGACAUGGUAUCACCCAUUAUGCAGAUCGUGUUACUCCACCAUAUCAUGCUGGUGCAGGUGAUGAAGUAGAAGACCAUUUGAAAGAUCAACACACACAACAUCCUACUGUUGAAGUGUCCAACAACAGAAAGCAUCAUGAAAACUCUACUGAAGGCCAGCAUAUUCCUCAGGAGUUCCCUCUGUGGUGGCCACCAGAAGAAAAUGAAAGAAGGCAGACCACAACUUUUGGCUAUGAUGAGAGUUCUGAAGAAAACGAUGAUGAUGGUGGAGGUGACGAUGAUGAUGAUGAUGAUGAUGAUAGUGAAGAAGGGUCUGGACAUAUAAAUCCUGAAAGAGUUAUUGAGUGGGACAACAGUGGUGAUCAGGAACUACAGCCAUCGAAUACCACUGUGGUCACAAGCAAGGAUGUUAAAUAUGAAGAUUCAACCCAUGAACCAUUGCUACAUGGUGUAUACUCUGGAAAGGGAAGUGAUGUCAAAUAUUCAACAAAUGGCACAUGGACAGCUAUGCCACAUGGACAUCCACAUCUGGCUGAUCAUGAACAUUACUCCACAGCUACUGACAUCAUCACAACAGCUGUGUCCCCCAGCAAUGAUUUCUUCAAGCAGGAAGAGUCAAAUGGGCUUUCACAAGAUGGCAAUCAUUCUGGAUUGGAAACCAAGGAUACAGUACUUACAACAACUAACUCUUCACAUAUAUUGCAUCCUGGACUUGUUCCCUCAAAGGAAAGAGAGAGUACCCUGGAAAAUGAAUCUUUCCAUCAUACAGUUAUAUUCUUCAAUGAAAGUGCUCAACAUGGAGAAUCACAUCAAGACCAUUUGCAACCUGUGGAUACAUCUGGACAAAGAAAUAAAAUUAGUUCUGCCACAAACAGAACAAUCAGUGGUGUCCUUGAGAUACUUCUCCCUCCAGAUGAGAGUGAUGAUGAAAAUGCAUCUUCUCAGACAGCAGAUGUGGUGUCUAACAAUGGAAUAAAACAUGAAGAAUCUACUGAAAGAUCACUUUCUCAUGGUGUGCAUUCUGAAUGGACCACUGAAGAAAUAUACCUCACAGACACAUCAAUCAAAGCUAUUCUCCCUGAAAUUUUGCAUCAUCCAAGUGAAAACGAACAUAAUAAUGAAUCAGUUUAUACAGUUGUGGAUGCCACUGAUGAUACUAACCACGAAGAUUCUUCAAACAAUACGCUGAUCCAUGGAAUCCAUUCCAGCUGGAGCCCGGAAGACCGUUUUCCUGCAAACACAUCUGGAGAUGAUGUUCUCCCUGACAUCAUUUCUCCAAAUGAAAGCACGAUUGAAGGAAAUUCAGAAACAUCUCAUACAGCAAUAGUUCCCAGUGAUAGUGCUCCCUAUGAAGACUCUGCCCAUGAAACAAUUUUGCACAAAGAACACUCUGAAUGGAAAAGUGAAGAAAAAUAUCUCACCAACACAUCUGGAAUUCAUUUUGGACCUGGUAUUGUUCAUCCAACAGAGAGUGAGCGUGGAAAGGAACCGUCACUUACAGCUGUUGCCUCCAGUGAUAAUGGCAAGCAUGAAGACUCUACAGAAGACCCCCUACUUCAUGGUAUGCCUCCUGGAUGGGAGAGUAAAAGUGACCUUCCUAUGAACACAACAAGGGACCAUGUUCCACCUGAAAUUAUUCCUUCAAAUGAAAUGAUUCAUGAAAAUGAAAUAUCUCAUACAGUUCUUGACUCCAAUGGUGGUGAGGAAUAUGAAGAUUCUAUGCAAGAUUCAUCGACUGACAAAACACAUACUGGCUGGACCAGUGAGCCCAGGCAUUCAGCAAAUCAGUCAAAAGAUUAUUGGGUGCCUGGAAUUAUUCUCCCUACUGAAAAUGUGCAUGGGAAGGAAACGCCACAUAAAGACUCAACUCAACCUCCUAUUCAUCACCCAGGCUCAGAGACUGAAGAAGUAUAUCCCAUUAGUAUUUCUAGAGAUGGGGUACUGGUGGGAAUUUAUAGUGAAAGUGAAAAUCAUCAAUUAUCUACAGAUGUGGUCUAUGAUGGGACCAAAGAAGAUACAACCCUAGAACCAGUGAGGCAAUGGGUUAGUGAAGACAAAUACACUACAAAAUCCCCAGCAGAUGUCAUAAUUCCAGGAAUUGUUCCUCGAGGAGGGAUAAAUCAAAAAAAUAAAACCGAACAUACAGCUGUGGCUGCCACUGAUGGGUCCAAAAAGGGAGAACCGACAGAAGUGCCAUCAUUGCAUGAAAUGAAUCCUGGACAGAGCAAUCGAGGUGAACAUCUUCUAAAUAACACUCAGGAAUAUAUGAUACCUGGAGUUUUUUCUGAAGUUGACAGUGGUUCUGACAGACAACCAUCAAAUUCUGACAGUUCCAGCCCAGGUGGACAUGGAAGGGGAGUGUCCCAUUCAGGAAAUGUCACACCUCUGCCAGGAGAGUCACCCAAUAGCCAGAAACGAAGGGCUAUCAUACCAGAUUGGCUUAUUGUAGUUGCUUCGCUCUUGGCACUGGCAUUGAUACUUGGUGUUUGCAUUGCUGUGAACAGUCGAAGGAGAUGUGGGCAGAAGAAGAAGCUUAUGAUCAACAAUGGCAAAGGAGGCAUCAAUGAGAAAAACACAGGGGGAUUGAAUGGAGAAGCCAGUAAAUCUCAGGAAAUGGUGAAUUUGGUACAGAAAGAGAAGUUGGAUGACCAAACAGGCCCACGGGAUGAGUUUCUGGCGAUUGAUGAGACACAGAACCAACAAGCGGUGGCCUUGAAAAGUGGGGUGUAAGCAAACUAUGCCCACCCAACUGAGUCAGAGUUGGGAAAACAAUGAAAAGAAAUUGCAUGGAACUGGGACUAGAACUCACAAAUGCAAUGAGCUACUGAUGUCUUUGAAGCAUAAUUAAGCAUACAUUUUUUUUUCUUUUUCUUUUUUAAUGGUCAGGCUGUUUUUUGUUGUGUGCCUUUGAGUUAGGUACAAGAAAUGAAAUGCCACUCCCUCCCUCUGCCCACAUUGCAUAAUUUUUCCCAGUCCAGAUUGUGUUACCAACAUCAACUGUUUCCAGUUUCAAUCUUUUAUCUCAUCAGGCCAAAUGUGAUGUUUUCCCUGACCCUGUCUUGCACCACUUUCCCUUGUUCUCUGUGCAGCCACCAAAAUCUAUAACCCUUAAGACAUUGAAGUACCAAGUAUGAGCCAACAAAUUCAGAAAGGCGAGCUGCCAACAAAGCCAACAUUAUACCAGAUAAAGACCACAACAGGAUUUAUUUUUGUUGUCACUUAGGAGUUUGCCGUACUUUUCACUCACUUUUUUUAAACAUUGCAAUUAUGAUCUGCAGUGAUUGAGGAAAGAGAGACACUUCUGUCCAAACAUUCCACAAUGUUCAGUAACAUUUUUAAAACAAGAAAUAGAAUGGAUGGAAAGACAAGAAAUAAUUAAAUUGAUUUUAUAGCAAAUAAAAUUUUAUUCUCGACAAUCUAAA